Messenger RNA from Anopheles nili, 2021 nucleotides. RefSeq lists its product as uncharacterized. The record is from RefSeq and is a predicted model, not a curated record. The transcript is spliced from 5 exons. Bases 121 to 1146 code for a protein of 341 amino acids. NCBI's taxonomy places the organism in Eukaryota, Metazoa, Arthropoda, Insecta, Diptera, Culicidae.
GUGUGUGUGUGCGUGAGUGGUGUCCUGUGCACGUUGUGGGUGGCAGUUGGGAAAUAAUUAAAGCGAAACUGUGCAAACGGUAAUUUCAACACGUGAUCCAAUUCUACCCAGGAAGUGCAGAUGUUCGCGUCUAGUAGGAGUCUACCACGGUUCCUAUGGCUGUUUCCAGUCAUACUGCUAAUCGUUGGGACUCCACCAGCAGCUCAUGGACACGGUCGUAUGAUGGAACCACCAGCUCGUAACGCGAUGUGGCGGUUUGGCUUCCCUAACCCGGUCAACUACAACGACAACGAGCUGUUCUGCGGUGGGUACGCUGUUCAGUGGGAGCAGAACCAGGGCAACUGCGGUGUGUGUGGCGAUGCGUACCACCUGCGGUCACCACGGCCUCAUGAGGCGGGUGGAGAGUAUGGGAAGGGUAUCGUGUCCCGCCGGUACGUCGCCGGUCAAGAGCUUGAGGUAGAGAUCGAGCUGACGGCGAAUCAUAUGGGCAGGUUCGAGUUAUAUCUCUGCCCAAACAACAACCCACGGGCGGAGGCAACUCAGGACUGCUUCGAUCGCUAUCCCCUGUACCUGUCCGGGACCCGUGAAGUUAGGUUCUUCAUUCCACCUGACGCGAAGAAGAAGGACGUGUUUCGGUAUCGCGUCCAGCUACCCCUAUACGUCAGCUGUACCCAGUGUGUGCUGCAGUGGACGUACUUCACCGGUAAUAUGUGGGGUCGUUGCGAUAACGGCACUGAAUCUGUUGGAUGCGGUAGACCAGAAACCUUCCGGAACUGUGCGGACAUCAGCAUCGUGUCGAACACCGGUGGAGGCCGGCCACCAUUAUUCGUCGGCAACAAUAACCCAUUCCUGCUGUACUACCGAGACUACCGUGACCCGAAACCGGACAAUGUCUACCCGCUCAUCAUCCGCGACCAGGUGUGCCUGCCAACCGCGACCUACCGCAGCUUCAUCGGCAUGGAGGAGUGGUGCCAAAGCAACUGCCUGCGCUAUCCACCCAACUGUCCGGAGACGGUGUGUCACUGCCCGCAAACGUGCGAAGCGAUAGGCGAACUGCGAGGCCGCGAGGGUGCUGACGUCUACUGUCUGGACCAGUGCCUCAACUUCAAGUCCGACUGCCCAGCCGACAGAUGUCGCUGCUACUGACUGCGCCAUUUUUGUUGGUGGAGCGCGCGCGCGUGCGUUGUCACGUUCCCGUGCCUGCCGGUGUGUCUGUGCCUUGUUUGGUGUGUAUGUGCGUGUAUGUAUGUGUGUGUGCUGUGUCUUGCGAGUGCGACAAACGAUGGAAGGACCCGCAUGGAGCCGCAUCAGGGACGCAGGUGGAAUAUACGCUCUGGAAACCGGCGAAGGGAUGCGGGAAAAACCUCCACUGGAUGUAGCGAGUGUGAGUGCGAAUGUGUGUGUGUGCGUGUAUGCGUGUAUUUUUGUAGGUGGUCAUUUUCAAAGGCAUUUUCUCCAUACGCAAAUGCUUGCUUCUCUCGAAAUGUGUCUGCCGUUCUCCGACCUGCUCAGUAACGAAGAAAGGAUAACGAUGGAAGGAUAACGAAGGAAGGAUAACGAUGGAAUGCUCUCUGAGCUGCUCCUGCACUACCACGAACCGGUAGAGAACGUUCACUGUGCGGGUAACGUCCCCCUUUGCACAUCUACUUGCACUUCAUCUGAAAAUCAGCGAAAGUUUCAACACAGUUUGUUCCAAAAAUAACGCAUCACACGAGCCCCAUCUGUCACCUGUUCUGGCAGAUCUGUGCCACACCUGUGUACUGUUCCUUUCUAUGAGACCUCUCUUUUUUCGCUCUUGCACCUGUACAGCGUGGCGCUCUCUCCAGCUGCUAGAGGAGGAUGCGAGUGUUGUUGACGUUUCGUUUGGUGUACGAAGAGAAAAGUCAGAGACAGGUGCUGUAAUCGGUAAAUAAAAACAAACUUCCUAGAAAGCGUAGCGAGACAGCGAAAACUCGAAGGAGCUGAGCGAUAGAGAGAGUCUAGCCCACAAGCAUUUGUAACAGUUGUAAAGCCGCGUUACA